GGAGAUACCAAGGGCGAUAAGGCCAAAGUUAAGGAUGAGCCACAACGGAGAUCGGCGAGGUUAUCUGCUAAGCCGGCCCCUCCGAAGCCAGAGCCUAAACCUAAAAAGGCAGCUCCAAAGAAGAGCGAGAAGUUGCCCAAGGGAAAGAAGGGGAAAGCUGAUGCUGGCAAGGAGGGAAACAACCCUGCAGAAAACGGAGAUGCCAAAACAGACCAGGCACAGAAAGCCGAAGGUGCUGGUGAAGCCAAGUAAAAUGUGUGAAUUUUUGAUAACUGUGUACUUCUGGUGACUGUACAGUUUGAAAUACUAUUUUUUAUCAAGUUUUAUAACAAUGCAGAAUUUUGUUUUACUUUUUUUUUAAGCUAUGUUGUUAGCACACAGACCGCUUCGUUGUUGUGUUUUGAGGGGGGGCAGUGGGGACAAAUGUCACUUAGUCUAUUUCUCGGAACCUAAAUUUUAAUAAGAAAAGUUUUCCCGGUCCCCCAGUUUUUGGAAGAAGGGCUCUUCCCGAGUAGCGGAGGAAGGGCUUCCUUCAUGCUGUCCGUCUCCCACGUUCUGUGGAGUGCAUCCGAGUGAACAUCGAAGCUCCCAAGAUGCCCGUUGCCGACUUCAAAACCGCAGUGUGUCAUGCCCUCUGUGUUUCCUUGCGCGUCCUCGUUGCUUGCCUGGAGCCUGUCGCUCCGAACUACUCCGAACUGCGGCAAAAACGGCGUUUUGGGACUUGCCGCUCGCUCUGACCGCGCUGCCGGGUGAUCCUGACGUCUGGGGUCGCGUUUGGGGUAUAACGCCUCUAAAAGGAGCUGUAAUUCCUCUUUUAUAUUGUGGAUCUUCAGAUUAAGAAACCCGCGUUUUAAUUUCUUCCCUCUAAAAGUCAGGGUAGGUUUGUGAAGAGUUGUUAAACAACAUGCUAAAUGUGAAAGCGUCCACCCUCACUCUAAACGUUUCCCUCUACGACUAUGAAAUGAAGAUUCUUCGGUUUUAUAGCAACUUUUGCGUUUUGGUAGUCCAUGAAGGGAGGGGAGUUUGACAGUUGUUGUAAAAUGUUGCCGAUUGUAGCCCAUGUCCUGCCUAAAUUGCCAUGAUUGUUUAUGAAAAGUACCUUUAAUAAAGCUGGAUACGGUUUGGCUUGGA
Nipponia nippon (crested ibis) is the source of this 1131-nucleotide messenger RNA. The record is from RefSeq and is a predicted model, not a curated record. NCBI's taxonomy places the organism in Eukaryota, Metazoa, Chordata, Aves, Pelecaniformes, Threskiornithidae.